Cucurbita pepo subsp. pepo (vegetable marrow) is the source of this 1134-nucleotide messenger RNA. Its product is annotated as OPA3-like protein. Gene Ontology annotation, cellular component: mitochondrion. Gene Ontology annotation, biological process: regulation of lipid metabolic process. NCBI's taxonomy places the organism in Eukaryota, Viridiplantae, Streptophyta, Magnoliopsida, Cucurbitales, Cucurbitaceae. The record is from RefSeq and is a predicted model, not a curated record.
GUCGUCUACGGUGGCUUCCGACUGGUUGAGAUGAGGUGGCGGCCAAUUGUAUAAAAAGUCAAGUCGACUUUGUCUCGUCGGCGUCGGUCCCACAAUCCAAUUAGCAAAUCGAAAAUUCGUCAAGUUUGUUCGCGGGGAACCUACACUCUUGCUCAUUUGGCGAAUUUUCUCCCACAUUUCCUCAUUUCCGAAUCAGUGACUCAUCUUCAUGUUCAUCUUCUUUGACGAUUUUUGAUUCGUUGAUCUCUAUUUUCUUUGACCGUCUGUUGUUUGUUUCCAAAUAACAGCAAAAUCAAAGCGUUCGAAUCAGAUCACCCCUUUUAGCUGUAGGUAUGGUCCUCCCGUUACUGAAGCUCGGAACGCUAGCGUUGAAAACUCUGAGCAAGCCACUCGGUAACAGGCUCAAGAAGCAAGCUGCGUUGCACCCCAGAUUUAGGCAGUUCAUCAUCAAUGUCGCCCAGAGUAACCAUCGGAUGUCAACUCAAAUGCAAAGACGCAUAUAUAGUCAUGCCACUGAUGUAGAAAUUCGCCCUCUGGACGAGGAGAAAGCAGUUCAAGCUGCCGUUGACCUGAUUGGCGAACUUUUUGUCUUCUCGGUAGCAGGAGCAAUAGUGAUAUUUGAGGUUCAGAGAAGUGCUAGAUCAGAAGCCAGAAAAGAAGAAGUACGCAGACAAGAAAUGGAGGCACUGAGGCAAAGAGACGAAAGUUUAUUAGCAGAAAUGGAACUUCUGAAGCAUAAACUUGUAGAAUUGGAAGAACAUGCCAGAGGACGAGGUCUUGGUGGUAUUUUGAACUUCAAACAUGCUCAUUCAGAAAGUGGGAAUUCAGCAAAGCCCGCUUGAUUAAGUUGCAAGUUUGUGCACCGAGGGCGGGAUAUGGAUAUGAUCUAAUCACCAUGCUUUUGAACAACCAAGGUGUAUUUUCCUAAUUCUAUUGACAUUGCACCAUUUUUAACCUUUUUGCUAUUGGUAUUAGUAUUUUACAUGUGUAAAUGAAUAAAAUUCUUUCUAUCACCCUGCAAAAUUGGGGUAUAAACUGUGGAAGUAUGGAGUUAAUGAAGAAUUUCAGGAUCUCUCUCUUUCUAUCUUCUGGUAGAACUAGAAGUGCUUCAAUAUUACUACUCUCCUUUGUUUA